Molecule: messenger RNA, 1354 nt
Organism: Culex quinquefasciatus (southern house mosquito)
Lineage: Eukaryota; Metazoa; Arthropoda; Insecta; Diptera; Culicidae
Product: 2,3-bisphosphoglycerate-dependent phosphoglycerate mutase
Exons: 4
Coding region: 439-1197 (252 amino acids)
Biological process (GO): glycolytic process
Molecular function (GO): intramolecular phosphotransferase activity
Source: RefSeq, a predicted model, not a curated record
UAACGCUUGCCAGAGAAAAGUUGAACAAUUUUCCACCGCAAGACGAGACAUUAGCCAAGGGAAAACCCAGCUGUCAGCAUUAGUAGAGUAGUGUUCGGUUGGAGUGCAAGUGUUAGUUUUUUUUUCAGUUCCUUCUAGAAUUGCAUUUCAUUUCUUCCGGUGCGCGUGGCACUGCCUCUUCCGGCGUAAAGUUACUACGCAAUACGCAAACAAAGUUUUUUGCUUGUUUUCUUCUCGAGUUGUUUGUGUUUUUCUUAUGUUCUGUUGCUGAAAAAGGUAAACAAAAUUCCAGCAGAGCUCAAACGAGAGACAUAUUCCAGCUACUAUGAGAAGUCGUUGAAGUGCGCGAAACUGUGAAGCAGUCAGUGUGGGAACUAACACAAGUUACGCUUGCAAUCGCUUGUGCAACAACAACUGCAACCUCUGAAGAACCUCAAAAUGGCCAAGUACAGUGUGGUGUUUGUGCGCCACGGCGAAAGUGAAUGGAACAAGAUGAAUCUCUUCUGCGGCUGGCACGACGUUGGGCUGAGCGAGGAAGGAGAAUGGGACGCGCUGGAGAUUUCGGCCGCUUCGCUCAAGCGCGAAAACAUCACCUUCGAUGUGGCCUUCACGUCGUGCCUCCGUCGGGCCAACCAAACGCUGGACGUGAUCCGGCGCGAGCUGAAUCUUGGCCACAUCCCGGUGCAUCAGCUGUGGCGUCUGAACGAGCGCCACUACGGUGCCCUAACCGGGUUCAACAAGCGCCAGAUGGCGGACAUUUACGGCGAACCGCAGGUGCAGGUGUGGCGCCGCAGCUUCAACGUCCCGCCACCAGCGAUCGAGCCGAACAACCCGUACUACGGUGCCAUCCGGAACAAUCCCAAGUUUCGACACAUUGCCGAGAAGGACUUCCCGCUUACGGAAACGCUCGAGACUACGAUGCAGCGGGUCGUGCCCGAGUGGACCGAUACGAUCAUUCCGGAGGUGCGCGCCGGCAAGAAGGUGCUGGUGGUGGCCCACGGAACGAGCCUUCGGGGACUGGUCAAGCAUAUUCAAGAUAUUUCAGAUGCCGACAUUAUGAAGUUCAAUCUUCCCAACAGUAUUCCGUUCAUCUUCGACUUUGACGAGAACAUGAAGAUGGUCGGCGGCAUCCGGUUUCUCGCGAACGAGGACACCGUCAUCAAGGCGAUGGAGAAGGUCGCCUCGAUUGGCAAGUAGACGCUGGUAAAAUCAAAACUGAGUAGGAACUCUACCUCAUUGUACACGGGCGUAGGAAAGCGAUGAUGGAGUGAUUGUUUUAUCUUCUGUUUUGAAAGGUUAGGAACGAUGCACGAUGGUUGAUUCGUAGGAUGGUAGGGUAUAUGACCCUAUUUUG